GUUAAACAUAUAUUGUAUUUGAUGCAUGAAACAUGCUCAAAAAAACUAAAUAGGAUAGCCUACCAUAAUAUUUUGACUCCUGUUCAGUGGCAACACUGCAAAACUGUUCACACCUGAUAUCCUUGAGCAACAGAAGCUUGCUGUACUGGAAGGCACUUAGUUUGACAGAAGCAUAUUUGAAUGAUCAAUGAUCUAAAAACCUGAAUGCUGCAUGGUGUUAAUCUGAAGUGGGCUCGUGAUCUCAUUAGAUCGCACACACACGCGCUUGUUCGGAUUACUCUUCGAGUGCGGAUUAUGGACAGGGACAGCACAGCAGACAUGACUUUGGACGUGCCUUCUGCGGUGUGGCUUUUUUACACGUUACGGCGUAACGAUUUAGUUCAGCCUGAAAUAUCUUGACCUGUUUUCUUGCACCUGACUGCCUUCUCCGCAUCAUCUGGCAUCAUGGCUGACAUACCCCAACUGAUUAAAGUCGGCGUCUCGCUGAAAACCACUCCGAAUAACGGACCAGUCUACUUCAAAUCGGACGGGACGAGGUUCGGUCAGACCCGAACCAUCAAAUUACUGACGGGAACUAAAUAUAAGAUCGACGUGAUCGUUAAACCGGGAGCGGUGGAGGCGACAUCCAUGACUAUCGGCGGAGUGACUUUUCCGAUGGAGCAGCAGUCGAAAGACCCUCAGUCCGUAGUGUACACUGGCAUGUAUGACACUGAGGGAGUAACACACACCAAAAGCGGAGAGAGGCAACCUGUGCAGGUCAACAUACAGUUCACUCAGGCAGGGCUUUUCGAGACCGUCUGGCAGGUCAAGUUCUACAACUACAACAAGAGAGACCACUGUCAAUGGGGGAACAGCUUCAACAGCAUCGAGUACGAGUGUAAACCCAACGACACACGCACCCUCAUGUGGAUCAAUAAAGAACUGUUUCUGUAAAA
Messenger RNA from Carassius carassius (crucian carp), 935 nucleotides. RefSeq names its product cannabinoid receptor interacting protein 1b (gene cnrip1b). The transcript has 3 exons. NCBI's taxonomy places the organism in Eukaryota, Metazoa, Chordata, Actinopteri, Cypriniformes, Cyprinidae. Bases 445 to 933 code for a protein of 162 amino acids. Gene Ontology annotation, cellular component: plasma membrane. The record is from RefSeq and is a predicted model, not a curated record. Gene Ontology annotation, biological process: negative regulation of signaling receptor activity. Gene Ontology annotation, molecular function: type 1 cannabinoid receptor binding.